AUGGACGUCCAAAUACACGAAAUCUGUCCACAAUUUAGUAGUGGGAUUCUGCAGGAGAUCCGCGUGGCAAGUGCAACAGAUACGGAGCUUAAAGAAUUAAAUGAUGUGGUUUACAAUGGAUGGCCAACGAACAUAAAGCAGGUUCCAGAAAUCCUCAAACCCUAUUGGACCUUUCGUGAUGAGAUCACCACCGAAGAUGGUAUAGCAAUGAAAGGCCAACGUAUUAUCAUCCCCCAUAUUAUGCAGAGCAUGAUACUUACGAAGCUUCACGCAGGUCAUCAAGGGUCCGAAAAAACUAAAUUAAGAGCUCGAACAUCGGUUUACUGGAGAGGAAUGAACAGUGACAUUGAGAAGUCGUGCAAAUCGUGCAAUACAUGUCAAGAAAUGCAGAACAGUCAACCCAAAGAGCCACUUAUCCAGACAGAGGUACCGCCAGGUCCAUGGCAUACCAUCGGCACGGACUUAUUCUACCUAGACGGAGCGGAAUACUUAUUGGUCGCUGACUACUACUCAAAAUACCAGUUCGUGCGAGAGGUACCAAAAGGGAAGAGCAGCAGUAGGACAAUCGCGAAUUUAACGAAAGAAAUUUUCAGCGAACAAGGAGUACCCAAAAUCGUAAGAUCCGAUAAUGGGCCCCAUUUUGAAGGACAAGCAUAUAAAGAGUUCGCAAAGCAAUAUAAUUUCCAACAUACCACAAGCUCACCACACUACCCCAGAAGCAAUGGGUUUAUUGAGAGCCAAGUCAAGACUACGAAAAAGACAAUGAAAAAAGCAAGAGCAACCAAUACAGACCCACGCAUGGCUUUGUUAUGCUUACGGGCAACUCCAAUCAACAGCACUCUUCCAUCCCCAGCUGAGCUCUUAUUUGGUAGACCAAUCCAAGACAACCUGCCAAAGAAAAUACCGAAAGGAAAAACAACUGAGGAGGUGACUAGCAGAUUAUUACAGCGGCAAGCUACGCAGAAAUACUACCAUGACAGAAAUACAAAACCGCUCCAACCAUUAAAACCUGGUCAAAGCAUAAACAUCCAAGACCCAAGGACACAAACCUGGAAACCCGCAGAGAUAAAAGAGAAAAUUCAAGAAGUACCCCGAUCUUACAUUAUCACGAAACCAGGAGGAGGAGAAAUCAGACGAAAUUGA
Molecule: messenger RNA, 1143 nt
Organism: Paramuricea clavata
Lineage: Eukaryota; Metazoa; Cnidaria; Anthozoa; Malacalcyonacea; Plexauridae
Source: the annotation of a GenBank genome assembly